This is a messenger RNA of Volvox carteri f. nagariensis, 1293 nucleotides long. RefSeq lists its product as uncharacterized. The record is from RefSeq and is a predicted model, not a curated record. The transcript is spliced from 7 exons. Lineage: Eukaryota; Viridiplantae; Chlorophyta; Chlorophyceae; Chlamydomonadales; Volvocaceae. Bases 1 to 1293 code for a protein of 430 amino acids.
AUGUCCGCCAUCAACUUCAAUUGUCUUUUGGCUCUAAUUUUCAUAGGACUGGCAUCUGCAAGUUAUAACGAAACAGAGUUACGGUUGAUGUACGGGUCUGUAGUGGACUGGGUGCAUUUCAGCCCUCGCGUGGAUAUAAGGUUUCAAAACUAUGGCGUCAACUCAACGGCUGCCACGGCAAUCUGGGAGGACCUGGGGCACAUGUUAUGCCACAUCGCGGACAUCCUUGUCUUCAGCGACACAAUCCCGGACGCGCGGCCUCUCCUCCAAGGAGAUUGCACGACACCAAUUAUCCUGCAGGUCACCAACCGCUUUGACUAUGGGAUUUCGGCAUCGGACCAGGACGCCUAUCAGCAGGUCAUGGCUGAAGCAGCCACUCGAAAGCAUGUGUGGUGGGUAGUCAACAACCCCUACGAGGUGCUCUUCGUCUCCCAACGCGGAAUUAAACUGCCCCUGGAGCGAUUGUUACUGUUGCGGCCCGUGGGGGUUUGCCUGCUGCCGCCAACGCACCUCAUCGCGCGGGAGCGGCCGCGAGUGGCGCUCGUCCAACCGUCAGGGUCGUACCAUUUGGAAAACACCGUCAUUGCGCCUUGGAUCCGGAGCCAGAACCUGACGGAACAUGUACGGAUGUACCGGCAGCAUUACGGCGGGCCUACGGUACUCGCGCACCAUCGCGGCGUCAUCACCGUGCCGUACCAGACGUCCGUGAUGAAGAUGUACGAAGGCCUCACCGCGGGCGCAGUGUUCAUCAUUCCCAGUCCGAGCUUCUUCCAGAAGCUUCUUGCGUCGUACAACAAUGACGUCAUGGUCUUCUGCUGCAGGGAUUUGCUCAAAGACCGGCCCAAGGACUGGGAAGAGUUCUUUGACUGGUACCACAAGGAUUUCAUCGACGCGCACAUACUCUUUGACUCGUGGGAGGACCUGUACGACAUCAUUAAAGGCGAGUGUGCUGCCCCCUUUUCCGACACCCACCACCCGACCAACCUCGCCCCCCCCCCACACACACGCCUCCCGUUGCCUUCUCCCGACGUAUUGAACGCAUCAUCAACGUAUCUACACAACCGCCAACCGCCAACUACAACCGAUAACAAUAACAAUAACCACAUAGAUCGUGAGCGGUCCACGAAGCUCAUUGAGGGGAAGCGCGUUAUCGGAAUGGAGGCCAUGCGCCGCUCUCGACAGACCACGCUGGACGGCUACAGCGCCCUGUACCGGGCGGUCAGCCAGCAGGCGUGUGAGGCCAGCGGCACCGCGGAUGUGCUGUCACAGGGCUUCGUGAGGCGACCCCAGUAA